This is a messenger RNA of Zonotrichia leucophrys gambelii, 8059 nucleotides long. It is a transcript of the gene SEC24B, whose product is annotated as SEC24 homolog B, COPII coat complex component. Gene Ontology annotation, molecular function: SNARE binding; zinc ion binding. The record is from RefSeq and is a predicted model, not a curated record. The transcript has 24 exons. Bases 154 to 3855 code for a protein of 1233 amino acids. Gene Ontology annotation, biological process: intracellular protein transport; endoplasmic reticulum to Golgi vesicle-mediated transport; COPII-coated vesicle cargo loading. NCBI's taxonomy places the organism in Eukaryota, Metazoa, Chordata, Aves, Passeriformes, Passerellidae. Gene Ontology annotation, cellular component: COPII vesicle coat; endoplasmic reticulum exit site.
UCGGGGCCGCCACGGCGUGCGCGGCGCUCGGGCCCUCCCGCGGUUCCCCGCCUCACUCGGCCCCGGCAGCGGAUCGGGGCGGCGGAGGAGAAGGAAGAGGAAGGAGAGGAGCAGGCGGGAGCGGGACGCAGUGAAGAAGGGCUGCGAGGAGCCAUGUCCGCGCCCGCCGGGCUGCCGCCGCGGCCCGCAGCCGCCGCCGCCGCGUUUCCCCCGGGCGGGCCCGGCAGCUCCCUGGAGGCCGCGGCCCCUGCGAGCGGCGCGCCGCGCUGCCAGAACGGUCCUAUGCAGAGUCAGAUGCAGUUCCCCUCUGGCUAUGGCUCACAUCUUCCAAACUACAGUGCGCCUUCAGGACACUAUUCCCAAGUGCCCAAUAAAGCUGCUGCUUCACAUCUGGAGAAUCAGUACAGAGCCAGUUACUACCCUGGUUACUACUCAGCACCAGCACCAAACGCUAUGGCACCUGUGGGCAGCAGCGUGUUGAAUGCACAGGAGUCACAUCAGCUGUACAACAACGCUCCUCCCCAUUCUGGGGGCUCCAGUGACAGACCUGUUCAAGGAGCAGUGUCGUCUGCAUCCUACUUGCAUGUGAGUGCUCAGCAGUCAUAUUCAGCAUUUGAUAAUCACUACAGCACCUCUGUCAGCUCUUCAGUUGCAUCUCAGGGAUUUCCCCUUAAUUCUGAUCACUACGCUAUGCCCGUGGUUUCUGGUGCCAUGUAUCCUAAUGUUUCCUAUCCUCCCGUGGCUGCUGGAGGUGUGUAUGGGCAGACAUUUACCUCUCAGAGUCUACCUGCUGUUGGACAGUUCAAAGAGACAAAUGCGUUUUCUAGCCAGAGUACAUCAGUACCUCAUUCCCUUCAGCAGCACGUUCCUGUGGGAUACAAUACAACAUUAUCAACUGUUUCAUCUGCUCAGGCUGUGCAAGACAACCUCAGCAGGAAUCUCACUGGAUCUGUUCCUAAAGUAAACAACCAAAUACAUACAGGUGGCAUUGAUUCUUCACAGCCCGUGCACUCAGUGAGCCAGAAUGUUCCAUUUAGCAAGCCUGGAGCUGGAACAUCUGCUGCCUCUGCUGCGAUGUCGUCAGUACGGUCACCUGCUCCAAGCCUGUCUUCAAAGGCACCAUCUUCACCCUCUGCUGCACAGUCACCAGAGCUGCCCCUUCAGGAAGGCAUGCAGUAUGGUGGAUAUGUUAAUAAUCAAGCUAGCUCUGCACCAGCUCCCUUGUCAUCAAGUUCAGAUGAUGAGGAAGAGGAUGAGGAGGAUGAGGAAGCAGCACUUGAUAGUUCCUCUACUACAAGCAGUGCCUCUCCUGUUCUUAACAAUUAUGAUGCUCUGGAAGGAGGUGGCUAUCCAGAGACACGUUCUGUGACUAGCAGCCCAGUUCCCUCUCCAUCAGUCCUGCAAACAUCAAAAGCUUCUAAGCCCUUUGGUUAUGGAUAUCCAGCACUGCAGCCAGGCUACCAAAAUGCAACACCACCUACUCCUGUGCAGCCCAGUAAUCCAGGACACCAUUCUGGUUUUCAGCACUAUGCACAGCAAUAUCCAGGUGUGAACCAGCUGUCCUCUUCCUUAGGAGGAUUAAGUCUACAGCAUUCUCAGCAGCCAGAAAGCUUGAGACCAGUAAACCUUACACACGAUAGAAAUAUUUUACCGGUGUCUUCAGUUCCAGCACCCGUGCCUAACUUGAAUUCUGAUCUUAGGAAAUUAAACUGCAGUCCAGACUCAUUUCGAUGUACAUUGACAAAUAUUCCACAGACACAGGCUUUGUUAAACAAAGCUAAACUUCCUUUGGGUUUGUUGCUGCAUCCCUUCAGGGACCUGACGCAAUUGCCAGUAAUAACAUCAAGCACAAUAGUGAGAUGCAGAUCCUGCAGGACUUAUAUCAACCCUUUUGUUUCUUUCAUUGAUCAGAGGCGGUGGAAAUGCAACCUGUGCUAUAGAGUUAAUGAUGUUCCUGAAGAAUUUAUGUAUAAUCCUCUGACACGGUCUUAUGGAGAGCCUCACAAGCGGCCAGAGGUGCAAAAUUCUACAGUGGAAUUCAUUGCUUCUUCAGACUAUAUGCUUCGUCCUCCUCAGCCUGCGGUAUAUUUAUUUGUUUUAGAUGUGUCUCAUAAUGCAGUGGAGGCUGGAUAUUUGACAAUACUCUGCCAGUCAUUGCUGGAAAACCUAGACAAGCUGCCUGGAGAUUCAAGAACAAGAAUAGGAUUCAUAACAUUUGACAGCACUGUUCAGUUUUACAACUUACAAGAAGGUUUAUCACAGCCUCAGAUGCUGAUUGUCUCAGAUAUUGAUGAUAUUUUCUUACCUACACCAGAUAGUUUACUUGUAAAUCUCCAUGAAAGCAAAGAGCUGAUAAAAGAUCUAUUGAAUGCAUUACCAAACAUGUUCACCAAUACAAGAGAGACGCACAGUGCACUGGGCCCUGCCCUUCAGGCUGCAUUUAAGCUGAUGUCUCCAACGGGUGGUCGGAUCUCUGUGUUUCAAACUCAGUUACCAAGUUUGGGAGCAGGGCUUCUGCAUUCCAGAGAGGAUCCCAAUCAAAGGUCAAGCACAAAGGUGGUCCAGCAUCUUGGUCCAGCAACAGAUUUUUAUAAGAAGUUGGCACUGGACUGCUCUGGCCAGCAGACUGCUGUGGAUUUAUUUCUCUUAAGUUCACAAUAUUCUGAUCUAGCUUCUCUUGCUUGCAUGUCCAAAUAUUCUGCUGGAUGCAUCUAUUACUAUCCAUCUUUCCAUCGUAGCCAUAAUCCUGCUCAGGCUGAAAAGUUGCAAAAGGACCUGAAAAGAUACCUUACAAGAAAGAUUGGAUUUGAAGCAGUUAUGCGCAUAAGAUGUACAAAAGGUCUUUCAAUACACACUUUCCAUGGGAAUUUUUUUGUACGAUCUACUGAUUUACUGUCCCUUGCCAAUGUCAAUCCUGAUGCUGGUUUUGCAGUACAAAUGUCUAUAGAGGAAAGUCUGACUGACACAUCUUUGGUUUGUUUUCAAACAGCACUUUUGUAUACUUCCAGUAAAGGUGAGCGUCGAAUUCGAGUGCACACACUUUGCUUGCCCGUAGUGAGUUCCCUGGCUGAUGUGUAUGCAGGAGCAGAUGUACAGGCAGUUGUGUGCCUCUUAGCAAACAUGGCUGUGGAUCGCUCAGUCUCAUCCAGCCUUGCAGAUGCAAGAGAUGCCUUAGUCAAUGCCGUGGUGGACUCCUUGGCAGCGUACAUGUCAACUGCCUCAAAUCUGCAGCAGUCCAUGCUGAUAGCACCAAAUUCCCUCAAGCUUUUCCCACUCUAUAUUUUAGCUCUUCUCAAACAGAAAGCCUUCAGAACAGGCACCAGUACCCGCUUGGAUGAUCGUGUCUAUGCAAUGUGCCAGAUGAAGAGCCAGCCCCUUGUUCAUUUGAUGAAGAUGAUUCAUCCCAACUUGUACAGAAUAGACAAGCUGACUGAUGAGAGUACAAUACAUGUAAAUGACAGAGUUGUUCCUCAGCCACCCCUUCAGAAGUUGUCUGCAGAGAAGUUGACAAGAGAAGGAGCUUUUCUUAUGGAUUGUGGUUCAAUUUUUUACCUUUGGAUUGGAAAAAACUGUGAUAACAACUUCAUAAAAGAUGUCCUUGGAUACCCGAAUUAUGCAUCAGUGCCACAGAAAAUGACACAGCUUCCUGAGGUGGAUGCACCUUCUUCAGAAAGGACACGAUCUUUUAUAUCUUGGCUUAGAGAUAGUAGACCUUUAAGUCCAGUUCUUCAAGUAAUAAAAGAUGAGAACCCUGCCAAAACAGAUUUUUUUCAGCAUUUAAUUGAGGAUCGGACAGAAGCAGCUUUCUCGUAUUAUGAAUUCCUACUUAAUAUUCAACAGCAGAUUUGUAAGUGACCAAGGAAGAGGUAGAGGAAAAAGUCUGACUUCAGACAGAAGCGUGGGCCAAGAGAACCAUAUGGGAAGUUACAGAAAUGGAUGCUUGUUCUUCACAAUAUACAGUGACCAGCACUGUUUUGGAAGCUCUACAGCUAAAGGAGUAUACAUUUCCAAAAGAAUUUUGCAGAUUUCCUUCAGUCUAAAAUGCUACGAGUGAUGAAGCUGUUUCACUAGUAAACUUUAAAAUUGGUUUGUACACGUUUCCAGUUGUGCAGCGGUAUGGUGCUCUGUUUAUUGCAAGCUGGUGAAUUUAUGUAGCUAUGUGGGAUGAUAUUUCUUAACAAAAUGUACAAUUAGGUAAAGCCUUUUUUCUUACAUUUGUUAUAGUAGCCCUUCCAGAUCCAAAUCCUUAACAGAGAUGUCAAAGGGCAGUGAUGUAUGUUGGUUGUUUAUACGAAUUUCUUUUUAAAAGGAAUGGUUCAUACUUGCUAAAGACUUCAGCAAAUUCCCUGUGAAAGUUGUAGAGUUUCAGUAAAGUAAAUCAAUUGUAGAAAUAAAAUAUAUAAUGUACAUAGGUAUUACAUUUGUAAAGAAAAUGUAAAAAAUGUAACUAAAAAAAGACCUAGCUCAUUGUGCAGAAUUGUUGAGUGCUCGAUGAUGAUGAAUUGUUCUGUCCCAGGCUAGACAAUGAAGUUGACUAUUAAAACAUGAUAAAAGUAUCAAUGUAGAAGGAAUAUAGCUGCUGCUUCUGUUAAUUUUAGGUGAAUUUAUUUAUGAUUGGCUUACUAAUUAAAAUAUUUUGCUUUAUCAUGUGGUUUUAUAUUUAUGCAACUAUAAUCAUUUUCCAGCUAAACUCUUACCAAACUGAAUAUUGAAGAAAACAUGUUUACCACCUUACUUCACAGACCUGUGGAAGGGAGGAGAAAACAACACAUAACCUGAAAUGAGUUUUGAUACAGAGUUCCUAAGCCCCUUCUAAUGUAUUAUCCUAAAGAAGGCAUAUCUCUUAACCUUGUUUUGCAUUUUAUAACUACUGUAGACUUGGUCCAGGUUUCUGUAACUUGUGUUGUCUGCCAUUUAGAGUAAGUGUGGGUAAUCACUCACACUUGUAGAUUUGAAUUCUGCUGUGAUCUAAGGAAAAACAAGAAGGGAUGUAAAAAUUAAUUACAUUACAUCAGUGAAAGUAAAGGCUUUAAAAUGACAAAAUUCAAAAUGUAAUCACACUUGCAUAUUUCAGAAACUUUAUUCUUGUUAAUGUUUUGGUAACUCAAGGGUUUGGGCUUUUUGAUAGAUUAAUGACAGAUUUUUUCAGUUUGGUGAAUUUGGGAUGAUUUUCUUCAGCCUUUCUUUUAGAGACACAUUAGAAUUAAUUCAUAAAGCACAAUCAAUCAUACUUAGUUUUCUGAACUUUGUUUAUCUGUUUGGUUUAAUGAAAUGUGACUACAAUAGAAUAAUUAGGUACAAAAAAGUAAAUUAUUAUUAGUAUGAUUACAUUUUCAUUUAAUGUAGCCUUGAAAAUGCUAACAUUGUAUUUUAACUGCUCUAGCCCCUGAAUCAAAUAUUCAAGGAGAAGAUGUACUAGCUAUGGUUUGCAAAUGCUUUAAAAGCUACAACAGUUAAAUUGCGCCAGUAGUGUUACUCUGCAUGUUAGCACAAACUCAUUGUUUGGAGAAGAUACCUUAUAUUGUGUGUUGUCCUUAACUAAAUGUGUUUAAGUUACCCAAAGAAUUACAGAAGAGAAACUUUCCAUUGAGUAAAUUAAUUUAUCAUGUAAUAAACAUCUGAGGCAAUGCUGAAUGUUGUCCCGAAAUUAGACCUUCAGGAUUUCAGUGCUUGUUUGUAAAGUAAUGUGCAUUGGGUGAAAGCUAAGUGCUGCUGAAGAGUGGGGCAUCUUAAAAAUCAUUUGUAUUUGUGAAGAUGAGAAGAGCAUGUUAACAUUUCAAAUGCUCCAUGAAGAUGCUUCUAAUUUGUGAGUUUGAUGUUGAUAUCUGGGAACACGUUAUGCCAUGAUUAAUUGCAACAUAUUCUGUAAAAUAAUUUCUUAAAGCUUUAUUCUUCUAGUAUAGUUUUUGUAUAUAAAAAUUAUGAAAAAAAAUUUUUAGAGCUAUUUGUUCAGUAAAAUUAUUACACAGCACAGAGAAUAUAGUUAUUUUUUUAUUAAUGAUAGAGCACAUCUCCAUUCUGAUUUUUAGUUUAAAUUUUAACAAGAUAGUCUCAUGGAAAUAUCUUGAAUUUGAAACAUCUCAGGAUUUAGGGUACUGAUUUUAGUCUUUUGAUCAAUAGAGUAUCUGUAGGCAUGGCAAGAGUAUCUCUGAGAAGGACCUGAGUGUCCUGGUGGACAACAAGCCUUCCAUGAGCCUGGUGGUGUCCUUGUGGCCAAGAAAGCCAAUGGCAUCCUGGGGUGCAUUGGGAAGAGCAUUGCCAGCUGGUUGAGGGAUGUGACCCUGCCCCUCUGCCCAGCCCUGGUGAGGCACAUCUGGAGUGCUGUGUCCAGUUCUGGGUCCUCAGCACAGGAGGGACAUGGAGCUCCUGGAGUGGGUCCAGCAGAGGCCACAAGGGCGAUGAGGGGGCUGGAGCAUCUCUCAGAAGGAAAGGCUGAGGGAGCUGGGUCUGUUCAGCCUCGAGAAGAGACAGAGAAGGCAACCCAUCAAUGUCUGUGAGUAUCUGAAGGGAGGGUGUGAAGGGGAUGGAGCCAGGCUCUGCUCAGUGGUGCCCAGCAAUAGGACAAGAGACACCAGGCAGAAACCAAUGCACAGGAAGUUCCACCUGAGCAUGAGGAAGAACUUCUUUACUGUGCAGGGGACUGAGCACUGGAACACAUUGCCCAGAGAUGCUGUGGAGUCUCCCUCACUGGAGAUAAUUCAAAAGCCAUCUGGAUGCCAUCCUGUGCCAUGUGUCUUGGGAUGAGCCUGCUUGAGCUGGGGUGUCAGACCAGAUAAGCCUUGGUCCCUUCCAACUCAGACAAUUUCUCUUACAAUGGCUUGGAUCAUGCCACUGUAGCAGAAGAUACAGAUUGAAGAUUAAUCCAAGCAGGGGAAGUGCUGUGAAGCUCAACAAAGCUUAUUGCCUGCUUAUGUAAGCAAAGUAGCUCUCUAGCCAUUCUAGGGUUUGAACUUUUCCCUUAGUGUCUUCCACACUGCAUAAUAUAAAGCAUGUCUGUUUCAGUAGAAAUUUAAGAUUUCUCAGGGAGGAUGUUUCCCAGCCCCAGCUAAGUAAGAUCAGUUCAAAUGUUCAAUAUUUUAAGUACUGACAGUGGGGAUCCCUUUCAUGUCUUUGCUCUACAAUGCAACAUCUUACAUGUCUUUUACCUAGGAAGCAGUAUGGAAGUUCUUGUGGGAGAAAUUAGACCCUGUGAAGCUCUUACAAUGGUCGGACAUGUGAUGCAGCUCCCUAAGAAGUGUUAUUGAACUCAAUUCUUUAUUUUUGUUCUUAAGCUUAUUAGAAAUAAACCUAUUUAUUAAUCUUGGUGUAGCUCUUCUCAUGGCAGUGAAGAAAAGAUGACUGGGGCAGGUAAUUCUGUUUUGCCUUGGCUUUCUGUAAAUUGUGUCAAUACUGAAAUGAUAGUUUUGUCAUGGCUGGUUUGUAAAAAGCCAAAAUCAGUUGUUUGUAAUCCUGAGAGCCAAGAGUUCUUCAGUAAUGUUAAAUGUGGAGUCAAGUUUUUUCACACCAGGUAGAUUUUAAGAAUUUUAUGAUGAAGUUUCAAGGUAUGGGACACAAGUGGAUAAAUGAGGAACUAACUAAAACCUCAGUCACUGAUUGCUGCAGUUGGAAGUUUUGGAGUGUAUUUGUCUCUGCAGGCAGGAUGUAACCCUGCAGAAAUUCAGUAACCAGUGUGGGAAUGGGGAGGUCUGAGGCUUAGCUGGCAAUGAACUGAUGCAAUACCCCAAAUAUGUAUCUGUUACUAUGUAAACAUUACUUAAAUGAUGUUUUGUUUAAAAGCAGUUUUUUAUACUUUAAUACAUGUUAAAUUUUUAUAUAGUAUUUUCUGGUAGUUUAUUCAGUUCUAAAAAAGUGUGAGAGGGUUUUACAUGCCCUGUUGCAUCUCAGAUUUUCAUAAAGGAGGUAGAAUAUAAUUAGAAUCACAGAUACUUCUGGUUUUUAGCGUACCAGGAUCUUUGGUAGAUUUGUGUUGGGAAUUUUAAAGGAAAUGGGCAAACUGUAAUGAUUUAUUGAUGCAAUUUCUUUACCUCUCAGCCUCUAAAAUUAAAAAAAAAAAAGAAAA